Messenger RNA from Vespula pensylvanica (western yellowjacket), 1259 nucleotides. It is a transcript of the gene Lst8, whose product is annotated as target of rapamycin complex subunit lst8. Gene Ontology annotation, biological process: TOR signaling; regulation of actin cytoskeleton organization. Lineage: Eukaryota; Metazoa; Arthropoda; Insecta; Hymenoptera; Vespidae. Gene Ontology annotation, cellular component: TORC1 complex; TORC2 complex. Bases 145 to 1107 code for a protein of 320 amino acids. The transcript has 9 exons. Gene Ontology annotation, molecular function: protein binding. The record is from RefSeq and is a predicted model, not a curated record.
UAAUUUGAUUAAUUGACUUUGAAUUUUAAUAGAUUAAAAAUAAGACUUUUUUUCUGCUUUUGUUGGCAGUAACAAAACAAGUAUACACUUAUGUAUAGUACAGCUGAUUCUUAAUGAUCUCGUUUUAAGUUUGAAAUCAUCCAGAUGACUGUGGAUAAUGAAACUAGUGAUCAACAAGUAAUUUUUGCAACAGGAGGUUAUGAUCAUACAAUAAAAAUAUGGCAACCACAUACAGGGAAUUGCGAACGUACUUUUACGGAGACAGAAUUUCAAGUGAAUGCUCUAGAUAUUACACCAGAUAAGUAUUUCAUAGGCGCAGCAGGAUAUCAACAUAUUCGUAUGUACGAUUUGGGAGCAAACGAUCCAAAUCCAAUUAUCACUUACGAAGGGGGUUCUAAAAAUAUCAGUGGAUUUGGUUUUCAGGAAGAAGGCAAAUGGAUGUAUACGGGUGGAGAGGAUUGUUCCGCACGUAUAUGGGAUCUUAGAUAUUAUAAUGGUAAAUGUCAAAGAAUAUUUCAAGUCUCUGCCCCUGUAAAUUGCGUAUGCUUACAUCCUAAUCAAGCGGAAUUAAUAGUCGGCGAUCAAAGCGGUGUUAUACAUUUAUGGGAUCUUCGUUCGGAUCAUAAUGAACAAUUGAUACCAGAAACUGAAGCUUCUAUUCAAGACGUUACAAUAAAUCAAGAUGGUACAUAUAUGGCUGCUGUAAAUAAUAAAGGUCAUUGUUACAUCUGGACGCUUACGGGGGGUGUAGGAGAGGAACCAACUAGACCUAUUCCUCGUCAUAAACUUUUGGCUCAUAAACGUUAUGCAUUACGUUGUAAAUUUAGUCCUGAUUCAACCUUGCUUGUAACUACGUCUGCUGAUCAAACUGCUAGAGUAUGGAGAACUACAGAUUUCUCAGAGGUGCAGGUAUUGCAACAUGAAGCAAAACGUUGGGUUUGGGAUGCAGCUUUCAGUGCAGAUUCACAAUAUAUAUUUACUGCUUCUUCUGAUGGCAUUGCAAGAUUGUGGAAUGUUUCAACGGGAGCGAUAGAACGCGAGUAUAAAGGUCACCAGAAAGCAGUAACCGCAUUGGUAUUUUACGAAGAAGCUGUAUCGACGGCUUAAUAGCUGAAACGAAAGAUAGUAAAUGAAGCAGCAAAAUGCAGAUACAGAAGCGGAGGAGUAUUCGAUUGUGGAAAAUUAACGAUUCGUACACCUUACGGUGCGGUAGGACACGGAGGACUUUAUCAUUCUCAAAGUCCAGAAGCUUAUUUCGC